This is a messenger RNA of Emericellopsis cladophorae, 3666 nucleotides long. RefSeq lists its product as uncharacterized. The transcript has 2 exons. The record is from RefSeq and is a predicted model, not a curated record. Gene Ontology annotation, cellular component: actin filament; cortical actin cytoskeleton; plasma membrane. Lineage: Eukaryota; Fungi; Ascomycota; Sordariomycetes; Hypocreales; Bionectriaceae. The coding region runs from base 1 to 3666 and encodes 1221 amino acids. Gene Ontology annotation, biological process: regulation of actin filament polymerization. Gene Ontology annotation, molecular function: actin filament binding.
AUGGCGGAGAAGCAAGAGGGCCAUUCCCUCACCAAAGAGGAAUGUGCGCCAAAACAGGAUCCCUUUCAACAUGAGCCAGCCAAGCUCAUUGUCUCUCGUGAGAAGCCACGCAACUGGGUCAUCCAAGAGUGCGCCGAGCGUGAAGGCGUCCUACUUGACGCUCAAGGAGGAUUGAUCCCUGAUACUGCUCGGCAAUCACAGUCAUCAUCACAAUCACCGACCCUUCGGAGGCAGUCUCGCUCGUCAGCCUCGUUCUCACGAGCUUCUGCUGAGCUUGGUGAACCGAACAGUCCCAGCAAAGGCGGUCACACCUUACGCAGGAAACCUCGCGUCAACUAUGCCCUUGAAGCUGAGCAGAUGGGGGAUGGACCCAUGGUGCCGAAUUCGACUUCAUCAAGCCGCCUCAAAAUCCGUGACAACCACGGGGAGGUCGAGAUUUCCAGACUGAAGCAACAACAGCAUGGGGCACUGGUGGAGCAGGAAUGUAAGCAUGAACCGGAAAAGCAUACAUGCUCCGAUCUCUGUGAGCCAAAGAAGGGGCGGCCUCAGCGCAUGUCCUGCAAACGCGCGAUUUCGAUACUUUCGAUGCUGUCUGAGCCCAACGAGCGGUACGAGAUUUACGGUGACACAUAUCGCGAGCUCCACGGCGAUCGCAGGCUCUUCAGCGAAUACCGACCUUACACUAUUAACUACCAAAAGUUGAUCAAACCAGCAUCAGGCGGCUGUUUCUACGUCACAUGGUUUGGCAUCGAGGACCAGAAGUUGAGUAACAUGGACUUGAACCAGCGAUCGACUCUGAUGAGACUCGCUGUUGAGCCAACCAUUACCAAGGGCUUCUGCGAAGCCGAUGUUCCACCCUGGGCUUUGGGUCGCGUGUCUCGACGCGAAGAACUCCCCGGGCUAGAGUGGAAUUCCAUCGAGCCUAAAGAGUAUGGCUUCCCCUGGGGUGAGGUAGAUGCCCUUCCGCAGGACCAUCCCGUCGAACCUGGGUCCGCGUCUGAAUCCGCAAUCGAGACAUUCACCCCGACGCCCAUCGAUUCAGCUUUAGCAGGAUCCUCUGGCGAUGGAAGUCGUGCCGCUACGUCAAACAGCACCAACACGUCGACCAAUGCCAAGCAACGUCCCGCAGCCGCGCCAGAACGGGACGAGAAGCUGUUGGGGAGCAAAAGAUCAUCUCCCAGUCACUCCCAGACCAAUGAGCAGCAGGGCGUAGAAGAAGCAGAGGGGGGGGAGAACAAGCCUCAGAUUGAAUCUGAGCACCGCACCAAAAAGGAAUCCCCAGACGCCCAAAUUGCAUCACCACAACCGUCCGAGAUACAGCGCGUACCUUCUUCAAGCGACUCAGCUUUGAGCACGGACCUGAGCGACGAGCAUAUUCGCUCACAGCUGGGGUCACUCAAGUGGUGCGCAGAGCAGCCUCGACCACCCAGCCCGUGGAGUCACCUGACACCGUAUGUUUGGGGAGAAUACUCUGUCUAUCCCGAGCAAAAGAACCAGCCUCAGGAGGAGGAUGCCGCUAGUGACGAGCAGUCCCCCGAGGAAAAGGAGUCCGGGAAGGAUAGUGGCAUUGACCUCGAUGCCGUCGCCGACGACAUGCUAGACGCGCAGGGCCCUCCCACUGAAUUGGCCACGCCUACGCUCAACACUCCGACCCGCGGAUCGCCGGUUCUCGACGCUGGUGAGCUCACAUCGUUCAAUUCUCCGGCCAUCGCGACGGACGAAGUGGACAGCAACGAUAUCUCCGAGUCGCAGGAGGCUGUCGUCGCGAAAUUGAAACACUACAAGCUCCGCAAGAUACAGGACGUCGAUGUUUUUCUCAACGCGGCCGAGGACUACCAGGACAAAUCCAACGAGGAACUCUUGACUCUGGCCUACGCAUUGACGGACUGCAUGAACACUUGGCAAGAGGAGUAUGCCGAGGAGCAAAGGAGGGUAGACGACUGCGAAAAUGCAGAGCGGCGCCGACUGGCUGACAACAAAUACGAGGCGCGCACCAAGGACCUGGGACAGGAGGGCAUCAACUGGGAGGAGCCUGACUUCCAGGUCAAGGGCUACAAGGCAAGAGCAAAGGAGGCUGUCCUCACCGAGACGCGCUACCUCCAGGCCCAGGACCGUAUCAUGGCCAGCGCAUAUGGCUUCGAGUACGAUCCGCAUCCGUCCAAGAUUGGCAAGCAGAACCCCGAGAUGCAGCAGGCGGGCAUCUCCACGCGAGGCCGAUCCCUGCGCAACCAGCCCAAGCCCACUGUCAAGGCCACUGAGACAGAGGGCGUGACUGGCAAGAGGCAGCGUAAACCUGUGCAGCUGUUCGAGCCGGCCGCCCACGAUGCUAGCCGCGCAGCCACGCCCGUCCCAACCUCGGGCCGUGGGCGCAGACGCAAGAAUGCCGACGCUGACAUCGUCGACGGCGGCGGCGAACCGUCUUCCAGCUUCAACGGCGGGAACCAUUCGGAUGCGGAGACGCCAGGUACUGGACGUCGCAAGCGUGCGGCUCGAACCAGAGUACGCAACGACGAUGCCGACUCCAUGAUCCAAGAUGAGCGAUAUGAGGCGCUCAAGCCUGCUGCAGCUCGUCGCAACAGAGGAAAGGUCGCCAUCAGGGCUGAACACCAGUCCUCUGUUCGCGUCAGCAAGGCUGAUGGCCGGUUCCUCAUCACCUUCCUACUUCCCCAGUCUGACAAGCACAGACGACCCUCCUUGCCUCUCAGCGACAACGGCGAGUCUCGACCGUCCACUGCCGACUCUGGUGUCACUGUUGAAUCAAGCUACUCAUUCAGGCCGAACCGUAAAAAGAGGUUCCGCACUGCGCUAGAGGAUAACCCUGAAAGCGCCACUGCGCCUCCCCGGAAGAGAGUCCGUAAGGCUGGCCCGGAUGUUGGUGACCGGGACGAAUACAUGGAGACGGUCAUUCCACUUCCCGCACCAGACUUGAGUCAGCAGAGCCAUGCCUCCAAACCGCCUAAGAUCAAGAUGCGUCGUGGUUCCAACGGUCCAUCCCCCGAGACGCGCACAGGCACUCCAACGUCUCAACCCACAACGGAGGGUGGCGACGACUCGUCCAAGGAGUAUCGAGCCAUGACCAAGUCAGAGAAGAUGUCCGCGUCUAUGAAGAACCGUUGGGCCAACGGGAACAUGGCUGGUGCCGUCGAGAAGCGCAAAGCCACGCUCGCGGCCAAGAAGCUGCAGCAGGCCGCCGCCGAGCAGCGAGUCGGUCCUCUCGCGCCCAAACCAAAGGGCAAGCCGGCCAAGAAGAUUGAUCAAGUGUCUCUCCCCGGGGAGAAUCCAGCAUUCAUGCAUUCUCGCCCCGUCUCGCAGCCGCCACCGCCUGCCCAUCAACACCAUGAGAUGCACCAGCCUAUGCAUCACCAACUGCCGCCGCCGCCGCCGCAGCAGCAGCAGCAGCAGCAGCCACAACACCAUCACCACCAGCCACUGCCUCAGCAGCAGUACGCGGUCCAGCCUCCUCCGCACCAUGUGCAGCAAGGCAUUCCCCCUCACUACCCUCCUGAGUAUGCUUCCGGUCACCCGCUUGGCCAUCACCAGCACGCCGUACAUGGUCGUCCUACGCAUGCGCCUCCACCUGGAAUGCAUCCUGCCCAGGCUCAGCAGGGCCUGCCUCCCGGUUAUCGACCGUUUGGUCACCACGAGUACGCACCAUACCGCGGGUAA